AGCAGGUUCCCCGUUUUCUUUGCUUUAUAUUCUCCAUCUUGCUGACUUGUCAGGAUCUCCUCAGCAGUGCUCUGCAUUUAAUCACGAAGCCUCCUCAGCAAGCACUGCUACUUUUCUUUUUUGCCUUCUGAUUUUUAGAGAAAGGUGGCUAAUUACAGAAAGAACUAGAAAAGGGCUACAAGCUACUAGUAGAAGCCUUGGCUGGGGAGCUAGCUAUCAGGCAAUUACACAGGUUUACAACAGAAGAGGAACAGGCAGACAAAGGUGACAGACAGCACAUCUCAUGAUGGCAUCAGCAGCUCUACAGUUCUUUGCUUUCAUUCUAGCCUUGAUUGGCAUUUUCGGCGCAAUCACAGCCACCUUGUUGCCGAAUUGGAAGGUGAAUGCAGACAUGGGUUCAAACAUCAUCACAGCCAUAACUCAGAUGCAAGGGCUCUGGAUGGACUGCACAUGGUAUAGCACCGGGAUGUUUAGCUGCACGUUGAAAUAUUCAAUUCUCUCCCUCCCCGUUUACAUCCAGGCAGCACGGACCACCAUGGUUUUGUCUUGCAUCCUCUCCGCUUUUGGGAUUUGCAUUGCCACUGUGGGGAUGAAGUGCACCCGCUUGGGAGGGGACCAGGACACCAAAAGCCACACUUCAUUUGCAGGAGGAGUUUUCUUCAUCCUUGCAGGAAUAUUUGGUUUGAUACCAACAGCCUGGUACACGAGAGAGAUCAUUUCGAAUUUUCUGGACCCAACAGUCCCAGAAAGCAGCAAGCAUGAACCAGGAGGAGCAGUUUACAUUGGAUUUAUUUCGGCAGGACUUCUGCUCACAGCAGGUGCCAUCUUCGGCACUUCCUGUUUCACAAAGCAGCAAAGAGCAUGGAUUUAUCCUAACAAGCCGCAGCAACAGUUCCGAGCUGCCCAACAGGAGAACAACACUGGAUACACCCUAAAGGACUAUGUGUGAAUACAGUUGUGGGUCUGCCGCUCAAGGCUCCUGAUUAAUCAAGGUGCGGGUGUUUACUGUGGUUCUGGGUUUUUUAAAAUAUCAAAGCAAGAUUUUUUGUUUUCUGAUGUGAGGUUUGUAAUUACA
Molecule: messenger RNA, 1075 nt
Organism: Rhineura floridana
Lineage: Eukaryota; Metazoa; Chordata; Lepidosauria; Squamata; Rhineuridae
Gene: CLDN20
Product: claudin 20
Exons: 2
Coding region: 284-949 (221 amino acids)
Biological process (GO): cell adhesion; bicellular tight junction assembly
Cellular component (GO): bicellular tight junction; plasma membrane
Molecular function (GO): structural molecule activity
Source: RefSeq, a predicted model, not a curated record